Nomia melanderi (Alkali bee) is the source of this 5050-nucleotide messenger RNA. RefSeq names its product Glucose transporter 4 enhancer factor (gene Glut4EF). Gene Ontology annotation, molecular function: RNA polymerase II cis-regulatory region sequence-specific DNA binding; DNA-binding transcription factor activity. Gene Ontology annotation, biological process: regulation of transcription by RNA polymerase II. The record is from RefSeq and is a predicted model, not a curated record. Gene Ontology annotation, cellular component: nucleus. Lineage: Eukaryota; Metazoa; Arthropoda; Insecta; Hymenoptera; Halictidae.
GCCGGCGCAGUGAAAGCCGUUUGGAAGUCUAUCCUCAGUUCUCCCCGGUCGCUCAGCUGUGCGUCACAUGUCGGGAACCGCGAGUCCGACUUCUGUCUGUAUACCAUCCUACCGUGUACCGCUUGCCCGUUCAGGUUACAGUAACGUGCCGGAUUCUUGCUUACCGGCCAGCGUCAGUCAUAUAUUAUGCUAUCUACCGCGUGCGCAUCGACGUAUCACAAUAAAUCCAUCACGAAGUGCCUCGAACAUGCGGACGGCGUGACAAACGCAGGCAACGGUGCACGCCGUUUUGUUGAUACAUUGAGUUCUGUGUUCAGGCCGCGAAGGCCGCCGCGUCCCUCCACGGUCUAGGAAAAUCGAUCGGUUGCAUCUCGACACGAUUGGCGAUACGAAAACGUUAAACUGCCGAUUCUCGCCCCCGUGUUAUUACGUGUUAACGUCGCGGCAACGAUGACCUAAAGCGAUGGUGUUCUAUAUACAUAUAUGUGAUCGAAAAUAAAGAGGUAGCUUUCAAUACGGAAAGAAAAGAAAAGAAAAAAAGAAAAGAAAAAUCGAAGCGACGCGUGUGUCGUACGCCCAGGUUACCGGGAGUGUGUAUUUUCCGAAUGUUCAGUCGAUUCAUGUACAAUAUCGACCGACGCGUCACACGUAUCAUCUAUCGCGCGCAUCGAACUGUUGAAUCGGCCGUGUGUUCUCGCUCCGUCAGUGAUUUUAACGAUUCUAUCGAACAGUGUGUUCGUUCAUUAGAAUUGUUGGAAGACAGUGGUAAAAUAGCCCAGUGCAAAUGAGAUUCACAAAAGAGCAUACGGACCGAGAUAUUCUUCUCGACAACGCGUAGCCGCGUACCGUGAGACAACCCGUGCUCACGAGAUAUCGAACGAUUAUAUCGAUAUUGUCGGUUGAUCGCCGAGAGAUCGUUUAUCGGCAGUCAGCCACCACGAAUAAUGUCGACGGGCAAGAGGCUGGCGAAACGUAGCAUAAUCGGCACCAGAGUGUGUGCUCCCGGCGACGACGGGAAGUACUACACCGGCGUCAUUCACGCCGUAAAAACGCCGGCGUCAGCCGCCUCUGAGUCAGGCCUCAGCAUUACGCCGAAGACACGCUACUCGGUGCGGUUCGACUCCGUUCCCGGUGGACGUCCGCCGAGUCCGAGCACCGAAUACUCCGAUCGCGAUCUCAUCGGGCCUGGCUUCGGUUCUGUGACCAGCGCGCGGCUCGUGCCCGGACAGAAAGUUUAUCUGACGUAUAACGGCCGGGAAAUUCACGCGGAGGUCACCCAGCACCGCGAGCACCUCGACGAAGUUGACGUGAACAUCGCGCCGAACGGCCAAGAGACGAUAAGCUUGACCAAACGUAUAGACGAGGUCAGGUUGCUCGAGUCACGUAAGAGCGCCCGGCUGGCUGAUCAGGAUACAGAUUUCGCUAGACUCGCCGAUAUGGCUGGCGAUCGCAAACGGGCCUCCUCCCACUCCAUCGAUGUGCCACACGUGAUUGGAUCAAGGAAACGGCGACCCAGCUCGAGUAACGACUCCGAGCGAUUAUACAGCGGCUGGAACGACCGAAUAACCCACGGAUGCGGCCGCGAGGGUUGCCGCACCAACGAACGCGGCGACUGCAUGGACGAGUGCACCGCCGCGCUGGUCCUCAUGUCGCUCUCAUGCUCGCCACACAGUCCUCACAAUCCCCUGCCACUUCACUGCCAGCACAAUUACGGUUCCUGGGGAGGUCGAGGAGGAGGAGGUGGCGGCAUGGUGGUCGGCUCGCCGGGCGUGGGCGGCACGUCGAACAGCAGCAGCAGCAGCAGCGGGGCUUCAUGGCGUAGCGGCACCCCCAGCCCGCCUCUCAGCGACGAGGGGGCACCGACCACCGGCUCGUUAUGGCCGACACCGGCCCAUCCAUCGCACAAUCAGCAGCACUACCCCUACAACGUGUCCGGGUCGUCUAGCAGCACGCCCGGCUCCACCACCACCCUAGACGAGGGCAUAGUGCCCGAUUACCUCGAGGAGCAGCACCCGCGCAAGAAGAAGAUCCGGGCGAAAGUGAGCCGCGGCCCGAUCGAGAAUGGACCCGCGAACUGCUCGACCUACGAGAGUGAACAGGCGAACGCGGCGAUGGUGUUCCAAUGCACUUGGCCAGGCUGCUCGGAGAUCAAAGCGACCGUGCCGCUUAUCGAGGAACACGUGCGCCAAUCACACUUGGGGCCGAAAAAGUCGAAGGGUCAGGAUAACGAGGAGGACGAUUACAUGUCCGACCACGAGGAGGAGUUCUAUUAUCAAGAAGUCGCCGUGGAUCACAUGAGCUCGCCGCCGACGUUGUCCCACCGGGACAUGGCGAGGCCGCCCCACGAAGACCCCGAGUACCAGAAGCAGCUUCGCCUGGAGGCUGCCUCGGCCACGAACAGCAACACCGAGAACGUGUUGGUGGGAAUCAGGGAACGGAACGCCGCGUUCACCAUUUCGCAAUCGCCGCAGGGCACACCGAUCAAGCACAUAAAGCUGUCGCCCCGGCCGUUCCAGACGUACCAGCAGAACAUGGGCCUGCUGACGGUGUCCGCGAGCAAGAUGCCGUCGUCGCCGCGGCGAGUGCGCGGCGAGACGAAGAAGUGCCGUAAGGUGUACGGCAUGGAGCACCGGGAGCUGUGGUGCACGCAAUGCAAAUGGAAGAAGGCCUGCAGCCGUUUCGGCGACUAGGCCAAGCGGCCGCCCCGUUCGUACGUUCGCGGGCGGAGAUUGUCGCCGAGCCGACCCCAGAGUUUGCCAAUGCUACGCUAACCAAGAAAAACCAACUGGAACGCUAAACGACAAAACGAAAAGAAUCUAACAAAGAACUUCUCACCAACUGCCAAUUGCCAAUUGCCGAUCGUCGUCGUCGUCAUCGUCAUCUUCAUCGACGUCGUCAUCGUCGUCGUCGUCGUCGUCGUCGUCGUGGUCGUCGUCGUCGUUGCCGUAACCGAUCGUGUAUCUAUUCGAGCAACGUUGCGAGAGCGAGAUCGUGGCCAAAGACCGAUCAACGACGGUCGAUGGUCGCGGCAAUAUAGAUUAAUCCCUGUUCAUCGUCCACCAUCUUCCACGUAAAACGGUCUCCGUUCGUCCGACGUAAAGGAACGGCAGACGGACAAACCGUGAGCCGCGACGUCGCGGGGGCGGGUUUCGCGAUCACCGAUCCGCUCCCCGUUCUUCUUAUUGUUCACCGUCGUCCCGUGGAAACGCGUGAAUCCCCCAUCCGACUGAGGAAAACAGCGAAGAUGGUCGACGAGAAGCGCGGUCGUGUCUCGCGGCGAGGAAUACGUCAAUCCCAUGACGGAUGGCGGACGGUUAGAAAGGGACGCCCCCCCGAACAGAACGAUCCUUCGCUUCGCGCGGCGGAACGAUCGUCGACGCUCUGCCGCCCGGUCAUCGACGAGACGAGGCUCGAGGAGGCGUGCUGACGCUGCCUCUUCGUCUCGGUGAAGGAUAGACACCGGUGAUCGUUUCUCUCCGAGGAACGGCCGAGCAACGAUCGCUCGUUCUCUCUGGCACUUGGCAAACUCCGCUUGGGGUCCUGUCUCUUUGUUUUUUCCCGUUGUUUUCUAGCCGUAAACGGGGAGAGGCGAGAAGAUUGCGAGGAGGAAGCGGGAGGACUUCGAAUUAGUAGAUAGCGAAUAAUCGCCGGCGCGGAACGAGGCGUUUCUUAGACUGUCGCGCUUUCUCUGUUUGUUAUGGACACAGGCAAACACGGACACACAUAUACAUACACGUGGAACACACUUUCUCUUCGUCCCUCACGGUCGUGGACUCUCCUCGUCUGAAUUUCGGUCCUCUGUCUGUGAACCGAUAGGCGGCGAGGGCGCGGAAACACAGCCUCGUUCCACCUCCGGACAAACGUUCCCGCCGGAAACGAACAGAAGAAAAUGUCUGAUUUCUGUGCGUGCUUUUCUUUCUUCUUUCGUUUUUCGGUCUUCGGGUAUGCGACGGGGACACGCGCGAUUCGUUCGCCUCGAGCGCGAUACGCGCUGAUGAGAUGGUUCAGCUGUCGGUUAACGCUACACAGAUGCAACGGGAACCUAAGGAUUCGCGGAUACGGAAGUUUAACGUCAUUCUCUACCGUUGCGUAUCACUGUAUCGGAUCUUGUUUCUUUCACUUCCCUUAAUUCAGUUUCAACUAAUAACGGCAGAGCAUCAGAACAGCGUUACUGUCGCUAACUUCUCGAUCGAGUAUCGCGAGUGGGCAGUUCCUUUUGUCGUGUAGCGUUAAUUGCCUUACCUUCUCAAAGGCGUAUUAAUAUCUAAACGAUUACACUGAUCGCGUAUCUAGACGAAGUACCGUCUUGGCUAACUCACCGCGCGACAGCAAUGAAACAUGCGUGCAGAUUCCUAAGAAUGCAUGCAUAGCGACCUUCAGUUCGUCUAAAUAGGCAUCCAGUGUAAAGACAAGCUAAGACUCGAUGCAGAGAGAGAUUCGUUGUCAGUGUUACUUUCUGUCGUUUACCAUCGUUCUCUGUCACAUUCGUCGCGGCGUCGAUGUCGUUGCAGUGACAGGAUGCAAUAUCAGAAAGAUGUUAACGAAACGUUUGCAUUGGGCCUGACGCUUAGACGCGGGUCCCCGGACGGUGCCAGUCCCCGAACCGACUCUUAGGUCAUUGCAAUAGGUCUUCCUUCGUCCGACGAGAGAGCGUCGCCGCAACGAACGGGCGCCGCUCUCCCCGUCAGUCCCCGAGGUCGCAGCGAGACGGGCGAGACGGACGGGACCGUGUCCCGGACGAAUGGAACGAAAAGAAUAAAUGAAAAAAAGGAAGGGAAGGAAGGAAAGAAGGAUCGAACGCCGCCGCGCGCGUUCCAGGUAUACAAAUACGGUUCAACCGACGUUUCUUUCCCGGACGACGCGGGCGGGGCGAGCUUCUGAACGAAUUAGGAAAUAUUUUGCGUCGAGAGCAGAGCUAAUUGUGAUAUUUUUCUCUAAAUUUUAUCGGAUAUUAACAAAAAACGAAAACGACAAAAAAAAUUGAAGAAGAAGAAGAAGAAGAAGAAGGAAUGACACGAGACGAUGAUAAUCGUGAGCCGAACUCGAGGCU